Molecule: messenger RNA, 750 nt
Organism: Periconia digitata
Lineage: Eukaryota; Fungi; Ascomycota; Dothideomycetes; Pleosporales; Periconiaceae
Source: the annotation of a GenBank genome assembly
UCUUCCAAGUGCUCAGUGAGUGACCAUCAGAGAACAGCCAUCACAAUGGACGAAGAGCCAGACGAGCAAGGCAUUCACAGCUGGGAUGAUAUCAGCCAGUUUCCCGAGCAUCUGAAGAAGUACUGGCACCAAAGGUUUCGGAUCUGGCAAAGCUACAACCAAGGAAUAUGGAUGACUGAAGAUGCUUGGUUUGGCGUGACUCCAGAACCUAUCGCUAAUAAGAUUGCCGUGCACAUAGCAGAGUCAGCCCCAAAGGAGAAAACCAUCAUUAUCGAUGCAUUCGCUGGUGUCGGUGGAAACGCGAUAGCGUUUGCACGAAAUGGCCAUUUCGAUCAAGUCUUUGCUAUCGAGAAGGAUCCGAAAACAUUGAAAUGUGCAAAGCACAACGCCAAGGUCUAUGGCGUUGAGAAAAAAAUCAUCUGGUGUGCUGGCGAUUGCUUUGAUAUCAUCAAAAGAAGAUUCAGCGGGAAUGCCAAUAUCAUCAUCUUUGCUAGCCCGCCAUGGGGAGGCACUGAAUAUAGCAGUGAAGAUGUGUUUGACCUUUCAAGGAUGGAGCCAUACAAUCUGGAAAAACUCUACAAGGGCUUUUCGAAGUACAGCAAGCAUGUGAUUCUUUAUUUGCCACGGACAUCAGAUUUGAAUCAACUUGCUCUGUAUGCGCCGAGCGAGAAGAAAGCGGAAGUAGCUCACUACUGCAUCAUGGGCGCUAGCAAGGCACUUUGCGUAUAUUACGGUGAUUUCGAUUUUUGA